GAUGGAUUCAUUCUCGUGUUGUGCGCGUAAGGAGAAAAGACGUUUGGAUUCUGAGAAAGAAAGCUAGGGUUUGGGUUUGGGUUUGGGUUUGUGUUUGUUGAAUUGAAAGAUCUGGUGUGCUGAGCAUGUCGAUCCAGGGUCAACCUCUUGAGGUUACUGUUGUUUCCUGCUCCAAAUUGAAGGACACAGAAUGGAUUUCACGCCAAGAUCCCUACGUCUGUGUUGAAUAUGGAAACACCAAGUUCCGAACCAGAACCUGCACAGACGGCGGAAGAAAUCCCGUGUUUCAAGAGAAGUUCACCUUUCCCCUAAUCGAAGGUCUUCGCGACAUUAAUGUCAUCGUUUGGAACAGCAAUACACUCUCCUUCGAUGAUUUCAUCGGUACCGGCAAGAUUCAAUUGCACAAGGUUCUUUCUCAAGGUUAUGAUGACUCUACUUGGCCCCUUCAAUCCAAAACUGGCAGACACGCUGGCGAAGUCAAACUCAUUUUGCAUUAUGCAAUGCCAAAUCACCAGUUGCAUAACUCAAGCCAUGCUCCAUAUGGACACACACAUACUCCCUCCGUCCCUCUAUAUUCUGCGCCUUCCUACCCUGCACCUGCACCAUCACACUCUGCACCUCCUUAUAAUCUUCAAUCACAUUACCCACCACAACCUUACCCUGCUUCAUCCCCCUAUCCUUCUUCACAACAUCCAUCUCCCUACCCACCAUCCCCUUACCCUCCACCAUCUUCCUAUCCUCCAUCGUCAUACCCUCCUCAACCUUCAUAUCCACCACCUGCUCCUGGAAUGUACCCUCCACCGCCAUACUGAAAUGGAUCCUCUACACCCUCCAGCAAGGAAAGCUUUGUAGAUCAUUUCAAUUUUUCUAUGUUUCUUUUAUUUUUAUAUUACCUAUGUUUAGUCAUGACUAUCUUUUACCCAUUAUAAACUUACAAGUGUGAAUUAUGGAUUAUUUCUUAUUCUUAA
Molecule: messenger RNA, 968 nt
Organism: Lotus japonicus
Lineage: Eukaryota; Viridiplantae; Streptophyta; Magnoliopsida; Fabales; Fabaceae
Product: elicitor-responsive protein 1
Exons: 6
Coding region: 126-812 (228 amino acids)
Source: RefSeq, a predicted model, not a curated record